Molecule: messenger RNA, 5053 nt
Organism: Spizellomyces punctatus DAOM BR117
Lineage: Eukaryota; Fungi; Chytridiomycota; Chytridiomycetes; Spizellomycetales; Spizellomycetaceae
Product: phospholipid-translocating P-type ATPase, flippase
Exons: 12
Coding region: 480-4826 (1448 amino acids)
Biological process (GO): phospholipid translocation
Cellular component (GO): plasma membrane
Molecular function (GO): ATPase-coupled intramembrane lipid carrier activity; magnesium ion binding; ATP hydrolysis activity
Source: RefSeq, a predicted model, not a curated record
ACCUUUUUUUGACUUCCGCAGCCCAGUUUCAAACUCGGAAAUUGCGCAUUAAAAAGAAAUUCUGCCAGUGCGCAGUAAACACUCGCCCAAAAAACAACUGCUGAAUGGAAUUUACCAACACACAAGCGUAGGGCAUGUCAAUUAUUUACGGAAAUAUUUGAUUAAAAAAGACGUUUUUGUAUCGUUUUGGCUUGGGAGACCCUCAACCCAGCAAUGUGGGCACAGUCGUGCGAAACGUGUGGUGGCCCUUGAUGAGUUGGGAUGAUGACUUUCUAGUUUUUGUUUUGCGAUAAAACCUCCGAUCACGCCGAGAUUCGUGAAAGCGAUUUUACGGUUUGAAGAGUAUAGCGGUUCAGGAGCUCCUGAACAUUUUAAAGGAAUUCCCUGUUGUCGUCGUUUAAGCGUCGCUACGGGAAGCAGACUCAGACAGACUCUCGAGGGCCCAGCCUUUUACGGCUCAAGGUUGACGAGGGAAAAUCAUGUCACAAAAGCCCUCUGCUGUCCAUCAACCUCGUCUCAUCGUCGCCAAUCUUUUACGGGCAUUGGGGUUUCCCGUCCCAUCUGCUGCACCACCACAACCGCCACCACCGAAACCAAAGCGACGAAUAUAUGUCAACAUACCUCUUCCUCCCGUCGAGUGCGACCACCUUGGCCGUCCGCACCAACAUUGGACAGGCAACAAGGUUCGCACCUCAAAGUAUACGCCCUUGACAUUUGUCCCAAAGAAUUUGGCAGAGCAAUUUAGACGUCUGGCGAAUGUCUAUUUCCUUAUGACCGUGAUUCUUCAAAUAUUCCCCAUGUUCGGCGUUGCUUCUCCAAUACUUGCCGCGAUGCCCCUGAUCGUCAUCCUGACAGUGACUGGGAUUAAGGAUGGGUUCGAAGACUGGAAACGACACAAGACUGACAAUAUGGUCAACAAUUCAAUGACAUGGACAUUGAAAGGAAAUUGGAAGAAUGUAAACAGACCUCAAGCAAAGAAAUCAUGGUUGAACUUUGGGCGAAGGGUGGCGCCAUGUGAAUGCGGGCCCGGGACGGAGGACCCGCUAUGUGCAAAUUGUGCAAAGAAAGCAAAACCGAAAAUCAUACCGACUUUCGACUUCCAACCUUCAAACGGACGUGCCUCUUUGACGACCAUUGAGCCCCCGGAAGAAAUGACACAAGGAUGGGCUCGAACACCUUGGAAGGACCUUCAUGUCGGCGAUUUUGUCCUUUUAACAAGCGACAACCGCAUUCCGGCCGACAUUCUGAUCCUGUCCACAUCCGACUCACACGGGGUGUGUUUUGUGGAGACAAAGGGUCUCGAUGGGGAAACGAAUCUCAAAUCCCGCGAGGCCUUGAAGGAAACUCUUUUCAUCAAAACGGCGGCUGACUGUCAUACUGGGCAGUUUAUCAUUGAAUCUGAGGCACCCAACAUGAAUUUGUACAGCUACAGCGGGGCGCUUGUCAUCCCGCCUCCUUGCGCAACUCUCAAACCAGUUCACGCCCAGCGGCGGUUAUCCCAUAAACCGAGUAUGAUCAACGCGCUGGAUCUCUUUGACGGCAGCCGCUCCGUUCCCAUCAACAUUCAAAACAUUCUCCUCCGUGGUUCAAUCCUCCGGAACAGUGCAUGGGUGAUUGGCGUAGUACUCUCAACCGGCAUAGACACGAAGGUGCUCUUAAACGCUGGCUACACACCAUCAAAGCGAAGUAGAAUCGAACGGCUCAUGAAUCCCCAGGUUGCAAUGAAUUUUGCAAUUUUGCUUGUGAUGUGUGUGAUUUGUGCCGGGAUGGUCACCGCAAUCAUGAAUGGGUGGCUGAAGGAUAAGCCUCCAUGGGUUACAGCAGGACACGAUAACGCUAGAGUAUCCGGGUUCUUUACCUUUUGGGCGAGUAUGAUUAUGCUGCAAAAUGUAGUGCCCAUUUCUUUGUAUAUCACCAUUGAAGGCGUGAAGACCAUCCAGGCAUAUUUCAUCUACAGCGAUAUUGACAUUUACCAUGAAGAAACGGACGACCCGUGUGUCCCUAAAUCCUGGAAUAUUGCAGAUGACCUCGGACAGAUCGAAUACCUGUUCUCUGACAAGACGGGUACCUUGACCCAGAACAAGAUGGAAUUUAUGCGAUGCAGUAUCGCGGGUGUUCCAUACGGGCAAGGUUAUACGGAUGUAACAGCAGAUCGCGAAGGGCUGGAUCCUUCAAGUCGAGCUCAAAAAAUGUCUGAGAUGUCUCUCGAGAUGCGCAAGACCACGAGCGCCAUUUACAAGAACCCUCACGUGGAACCCGACACCCCGCUUAGCUUUGUGGACCCUAACAUUUGGAGCGAUUAUAACACUGUGGAUGGCCGAUCGGUUAUUCGAAACUUUUUUACGCUGCUCGCCCUGUGUCAUACUGUCCUGCCACCAAAGCGCACAAACAACAGCGUGAUAGAAUAUGCGGCCCAAUCUCCCGACGAGCAAGCAUUAGUCACAGGGGCCAAAAACUGCGGCUUCACUUUUUUGGACCGAAAAUUGGACGAAGUAACCAUUGACGUCCUCGGAGAGAUCAGAAAGUACAGGGUGUUGAAUAUCCUGGAAUUUACCAGCUCAAGGAAAAGAAUGUCGGUCAUAGUGAAGGAUGAGCGUGAUGGAAAGAUUUGGCUGCUCUGUAAAGGGGCGGACAGUGUAAUAUACGAGCGCCUCGCACCAGGCCAGAGCAUAAUGUGCGAACAAACGUUGGUGCACCUCGAACUCUUUGCCAAUGAAGGGCUCCGUACCCUGUGUCUGGCGCAGCGCGUGAUCCCGGAAUCUGAAUACAUUUCUUGGGCUGAGCGGUACCAUAAGGCUGCUUGCACGCUGGUGGAUAGGGAAAGGGAGAUGGAGAUGGUUGGAGAAGAAAUCGAAAAGGAAUUGGAAUUGUUGGGUGCGACUGCAAUUGAAGAUAAAUUGCAGGAGCAAGUUCCUGAAUGCAUUGCCUUGUUGCGACAAGCCGGGAUUAAAGUUUGGGUCCUAACCGGGGAUAAGCUCGAAACAGCCAUCAACAUCUCAUUGGCUUCCAAUCUCCUUACUUCAAACCAAACGCUCAUUGUACUGAAAGCUCAUACGCCGCAAACCAUCUUCUCCCAGCUCCGGGAAACUCUUGCCGAACAUUCGGCAAACACAAAUGUGGCACUCAUUAUUGAUGGUGAUUCCCUUCGGCAUGCACUGUCUAAACCGGAAGGACAAGAUCUACUUCUUCGGUUGUGCAUGAUAUGCCAAAGCGUUGUCUGCUGUCGAGUGAGUCCAAAGCAAAAGGCACAGGUUGUUAGGUUGGUUAAACGGGGUGUUGGAGCCAUGUGCGCUAGUAUUGGAGACGGCGCGAACGACGUUAGCAUGAUUCAAGAAGCGCACGUCGGCAUUGGCAUUUCGGGACAGGAAGGCCUUCAAGCAGCCAUGGCUGCAGACUAUGUCAUUGCACAGUUCAAAUUUUUGUCAAAGCUGUUACUUGUGCACGGUCAUUGGAGUUAUUAUCGAGUUGCGGAAACUGUAAUGAAUUUCUUUUACAAGAACUUGGUAUGGGUCUUUUCAUUGUUCUGGUAUCAAUUCUUUAGCGGGUUCAGCGCGGAAAUCCUGUUUGACUACACCUACCUGAUGUUCUUCAACCUCCUUUUCACUUCACUCCCUACUCUCAUUCUGGGUGUAUUUGACCAGGAUAUCUCUGCACCCUACGCACUGUCCAUUCCCCAGCUUUACGAACGAGGCAUUCGACAAGAAUUGUUUACCACAAGACGUUUCUUGUUGACGGUCUUCGAUGCACUUUACCAAUCGAGCGUCUGCUUCUUUUUUGCCUAUGCCCUAACGGUAGAAUCAACUUGGGACUCAUCCGGAUACGGUGUCGAUAAACGAGCUAUGGGCACAAUGGUUGCCAUGUCUGCGAUUAUUACGGUCAACCUGGGCGUAGGAAUGAACAUUCGAAAUUGGACAUGGCUUGUUUUUGUGGUCAUAUUCGGAAGCACCGCAUUGUUUGUUGUUUAUGUUCCUAUCUGGAGUGUACUUCCUUCCAGUACGCUCAAAGGAGUAGUGACACAUGCCUAUGGAAAUGCUUCAUUUUGGCUGGGCGUCAUUCUUUCCGUAGUGGUGUGCCUGUUACCGAGGAUUGUCUGGCGAUUGGGAAAAAGUAUGAUCGAUCCACCUGAUUUGGAUCUGAUACGCGAAAGGCAAAAGUAUCGGCUAGGAACACCUCCGAGACUUGUCAGAGUGCACGAACACGCGGAAAAGGAGGAAAGUGUCCAAAAUGGUACAGCCAAAAUCGAUUUGGAAAUGACUGAAGUUCGAAGACGAGUUUCGAGUGUGCGCCAUAGGCCUAGCAAGGUUCUUACAAAUGCAAUUCCAGAAGAACCAGAACCAGGAGAAAAGGAAGAACACCCGCACGGGGACGAAGACGAAGCAGAACUCGUCAGUCCCUACCCCCUAUCACCCAUAUACCCGACAGUCCCACCAACGUCUCCUACGCAGGCAGAGGCACCGGCUACACCGUCCCCCGUUCGUAGCCGCCGGCCCAUCUCCGCGCCAAUACCACGUAUUACCACCAGCGGUCUUCCCCGAGCAAACCACGCAGACCGCUCCUUGUCAGCCUUUAUCACACCGGAACCACAUCAUACUUCCCUCAUCUUCAUGGACUCGCGUACUACAUCCCGAAACACUGGAUACGCAUUCUCGUUUGACGAAGGAGUUGUUUCACGGGAUGUGGUUGGGGCGUUUUCAACAAGUGGUCUGUGUGAAAUGCGGGACAAGGACGAAGAAGAUGACACGGAGGAUGAGGAGAUACCCAAGAUUUUGUCUGGCCGCAAGGCAUGUGCCUCGGACGGAGAGUUAUGGAAGGAAACUCGACGCUAAGAUGUAUCACAAGAACAGUCUAUAGUAGCUAUCAUAUGAAAUUUUGUUUGGAACUAUGACACUUGUACAGUCAAUUGAUGAUUAUCUUACAAUGUAGUAACAUGUCUUUUGUUUACAGCCGUGCUAUGCUGCUUCGUAUAUUCUUUGUUCUACGCUCAGAAAUUAUUUAAAGAUAAUAUUAUACAAUUAUAAAAGAUGGAAAUAGGACUGGUAUAAUCAAGACAUAA